Molecule: messenger RNA, 2095 nt
Organism: Corticium candelabrum
Lineage: Eukaryota; Metazoa; Porifera; Homoscleromorpha; Homosclerophorida; Plakinidae
Exons: 2
Coding region: 104-1924 (606 amino acids)
Cellular component (GO): nucleus
Molecular function (GO): protein binding
Source: RefSeq, a predicted model, not a curated record
GUUUGUUUACACGUUACUUUCUGGUUUCAUUUGUCUUAUAACGACAACAGUUUGUCGCUAUUUACGACUGUACUCUAGUGUCUUUUUGUGACGUCCGUUUCAAAUGUCCGUCAGUUACGAAGACACGAAAUUCCACGAAGCCGCCAGAUUCAAUGACGUCGAUCUGCUCAAUCAGGCUAUACGAGAGAGAGUCGACCCAAACGCCAUCGGUCUCUAUGAAUGGACAGCACUGCACGAGGCUGUAUUGGGUGGUGACGUCAUCAUCACUUCAAAAUUACUUCAAAACGGAGCGGAUCCGUCGGUUAGAGAUCUUGUCAAUGGUUCGACGCCAAUGCAUCUUGCUGCCGGUGAAGGAAACUUGGCGAUACUUCGUCUUCUCGUCGAGAACGGCGGGAAUAUUGAUGUGAGAGAUGAUGGCGGGAAAACGGUUUAUGACGUCACGGAGGAUGUUUUGUGUAAGAAAUUCUUGAAAGAAAUCAGAGAGAAGAGAACGUUGAACGCGAAGGAAAGUAAAGAAACGAAAUUGUAUUUGGCAAAGAAGGUUCUGGAGAGAGGAAUGUCUCAGCUGGAUGUCGAGCAUGUGGUGAAGUUUGAGGAGAAUGUGGAUGUGCCAGAGGUGCUGUUGUCGGUCGAGUAUAAUUUGAAAAGUGGCAGUCUCAAGAUUCGAGUACGAAAAGUGAAACGAAUGAGAAGACCAGAUGGCGACAUGGCAGCUGCAACUUCAUUAUACGUGAAAAGCUAUCUUGCGUCAUCAUCCGGGAAACAAGAAUCCAAGCAGAAAACAGAAGAGAUCUCUCUCACACCGUUACCCGAUACGCCACAAUCGGAAACAAUCGAUUCACUCCUACCUGACAUGGAAUUCUUCACACCUCUUGAAUACACACACAUAUCCAAGGACAAGAUCCAGCACUACUUUGUUGUAAUAUCCAUUUGCUGCUAUUUUGGAUGGCCAAUCACGUCCAGUUCUAAUCUUGCAUCAAUGAGCCUUCCUCUUACAACAGCUGUGAAGGUAAUCAUGCCCACAUGGUUUGGUUUACAGCCGUGUGUUCACACUCAACAACCAAAAGCACGAAAGCAAUCCAACAAGGCACAGCAGCCAUCAGAACUACGGCCAGGCAAACCGAUAAAUGCGUGGGUGGGAGGAAAUAAUUCUACCAGAAAUGAACGAGACGAGAUUUCUCACAGAAAAGAGAGUAAGUCGUCUACGGUUAGUUGGAAAGGAGUGAAGAACGUGUGGCAGUCGGUCAGCGGACGUACGUCGCAAGUGAAGGUGUUUGCAGUAGAGAGAGAGCCAUUCGAAACGAAGAACAAAUCGGUGGACGACAAGUUUGAGAUCGAAGAAACGAUUGACGUAACUCAAAAGUCUGCCAGACCCAUCGAAUCAUUUAAUAUCAAUCGAUCUAUUCCCGAUCCGUUUGCUAUCGAGUCUCCAGAGAAAUCGAACGAACCAUCAACGGCAAUAGUAGAAAAACCACCAAUGGUGAAGACACGAGAAUCAGCUCAACUCAUUGAUAUCAUUGAUGAUGACGAGUUAGCGACCGUUUCUCUUGUUGACGUAAUGCAAGGUGAAAGAAAGCAAUCGAAGGUAAGAAGACAGAAACCAUCAGAUGAAAACAGACCAUCCAUAGUGAAUGUCACAACUCUGCCUGUUGUUCUUCCUGCCAUCUCAAACCUUAAACGUUCGGCCCUUCUUCAUUCGUCAGUCAACUCGUCUGAUGGAAAAUCGGGACAAAAACCUGAUCAAUGCGUUCCUCGUCCUCCGCAAGUGAAAACCCGUCAGAGUGCCACGUUAAUUGAUAUGGACAUACUGGACGAUCAAGUAGACGCUGAACUACAAAGCCUGGAUACUGUCAAGAAGCCACAAAGACAAGCAACGAGUCGGUAUCAUAUGAAGCAGAUGAAUGUGAGACAAGGUUGGACAUAACGUUCUCUACAUUUCUUGUGUUUGUUAUAGGUAUUGAGUUGGAUAUGUAAUAUUUAUAAUUAGACAAGAUCCUGUAGUUGUCUUUAAUUAAUUUGUUAAAAAAUUAAUUGAUUUGUUUUAGUGUACAUGAUUACCAAAGUACUGUACUACCUUCUAUUGUCUGUUUGGCCA